Molecule: messenger RNA, 933 nt
Organism: Aspergillus calidoustus
Lineage: Eukaryota; Fungi; Ascomycota; Eurotiomycetes; Eurotiales; Aspergillaceae
Source: the annotation of a GenBank genome assembly
AUGGCGACCUGGGUUUAUCCACCGCUCCCUGAAAAGCGUCUGGAACAAGAAGCUGAUUCUGCUCUGGAAAGAGAGUUAGAAUGGCUGCUACGAUCAUUGCAGGACUCCCUUGCAUCUCUAAGGGAGGGUCUGCUUGAAUGUGCAGAACUGCUAGCUCCAAAAGAACCUGGCUCUACCCUAGUUCUAUCGUCGAUGCGCUCGGAAAGCGUCAAAGGCUUUGUAACCCGCGUUGGAACGAAGAUCGUAAAGGGGGAUAUCCAACUGCGCCUCAGCUCUCUCAGCUCGAGAGCCGGCCCUACAACGAGAUUAUGCAUGUCUAGUUCACCCAGCGCUCCAGAGCUCGUGCUUAGCCAGCUCGUCUCAGUAAGGGAUUCGGUCAACCAGUGCCUUGACAUCGUGGACGUGAGCACUUGGACUGGCGAUCCUCUCGAUGCACGGUUUAUCUAUAGUCAAAUUCACCUUCUUGGGGAGACUAUUGCCGAAGGGCGACAGAUGUUGAAGGGUGAUAGUGAUGCAGUACGAGGGAAAUGGUGGGAGACAAGCGCAUCAGACGAUCUGUUUGACCCGCCAUUACCUCCGAAUCUUUCAUUUCAUUUGUCCAUUGCAGACUCAGCUCUAGUCCUUUACUUGCGGACGCUAGAGUCUUCCACGCCCACACAUACGCCAACAGCUUUCGCGUCUGAUAUCUCAUUGACCGGGUUCAAUAUACGCGAUCGACUAUUUGGCACUCGACAGCCUGCCCAUGAUGAAGUUGGCGACGUAUUUUCAUGGAAAGGGGACGAUGUAAAGGUUAGAGAGAAGGUCCGCGUAGAGAGUCAAGAUCCUAGUCUUAUGGCCGUGAUGGCCAAGUUGACGGCACUUCACCACGAGGUGGUGCGGUGCAAAACCCACCUAAAGGCCCUGAUGGGCAACGAUGAGGACAGUGAGACUUGA